Messenger RNA from Aedes albopictus (Asian tiger mosquito), 4406 nucleotides. It is a transcript of the gene SREBP, whose product is annotated as sterol regulatory element-binding protein 1. Lineage: Eukaryota; Metazoa; Arthropoda; Insecta; Diptera; Culicidae. The record is from RefSeq and is a predicted model, not a curated record. The coding region runs from base 609 to 4172 and encodes 1187 amino acids. Gene Ontology annotation, biological process: regulation of transcription by RNA polymerase II. Gene Ontology annotation, cellular component: nucleus. Gene Ontology annotation, molecular function: DNA-binding transcription factor activity, RNA polymerase II-specific; protein dimerization activity; RNA polymerase II cis-regulatory region sequence-specific DNA binding. The transcript has 6 exons.
CAGUUUUUGUUUUGACGCCGACAUGUACAGUUUGAAAACGGUUCCAUUCGUAGCUGGACAUCGACGAGAGCACUGGUGACGGAAAGCCAAUCAAUGACCUUCCAACGGGAAUGAAACAUCGAUUUUUCCAUUGAUGCUGGGAGUGACAAUCAGUGAUGAAUCAGCACAACAGUACUGCUAGUGGCGACUGCUCCGAAUACUUCAAUGAAACGAAAAUUAUCAAUCGAAAACAGUUGUGCUUGUGAAUGAAACUCGGUGAAAUCUUGCGAACGAAUGAUGCAAUUAUUAUUGCCCUGGCUACGGUGGAAAGAGGUUAUGUUGUCGCAAGUGACGUCACGGAAAAAUCAUACGAUACUCGGUGCUGCGCGCUGAUUGGUGGAUCGCUGGUGAUCUGAUGCGUUGUUUUGGGUGUGUAGUGGUAGUGCGCUCUCGUUUCAUCAUACGGAGUUUCCCCAUUUGCGUUCUGAAACACUGUUCGGGUGGAAAAAUUUGAGGUUUUCGUGGAAAAUACGGUUUUUUGGAAGAAAAUAGUGCUGUGAUUGGGUGGAAAAUUGUCUUGAGGUGUGGAUGAAGGUUGGUUUCGGUGGGGAGAAGUGAAAUUGAACGAGAUGAACGGCGCGGGAGGCUGGGAUAGCUUCCAGCCCGGGAGCGGAAUGGCGAUGGAUAUUGGCGAGAACAUCAAGGUGGACGAACUGGACAUUAACGAUAUUGCCGAUAUGUAUCAACUGAACGAGGAAAAACUUAUGAACUUGAUGGGUGAAGACUUCCUGAGUCAGUACAGCUGGGAGGACAAUGUCAUGGAUCAAGUCUCUCCGGAUUCAACGACGUCUCCAAUGUUGAAUUCGCUCAAUGAUUCCGGAAGCUCGAUGCUGGAUAUUAAAAAGGAGGAAUCGUCUUCUUUCCUGUCAGCUUCAUCGCCCUCCGAUUUACCAAGUCAGCAACACCAGCAGCAGCAGCAGCAGCAACAACAACAACAGCAGUUCUUCUGUAAUCUGGUUUCCAGUGAUCCAAUGAUCUCCGUGAGCAGCAGUCAAGCUCAGAAGCCCCUGCAGAGUCAGCAGGUUCCGAUUACGGCAACCACCACAGUCAAGCAGGAGCCGAUUCUGAUCCAUCCGCAGCCGACCACUACGAGUCCCGCUGCUCCCAUCAUUUUGACGCAGAGUCGAGCGAACAUUGCGGCUAACACGUCGUCAACCAUUUUACUGCAGAACAACCGUACACCGACGGGUUAUUCGUACAUCAAGGCGAUCGCUCCGGCCACCAGUGCCCCGACGAGCAUAACCCAGAACAUUCUGCCCGCCAACGUUCGGGUGCAGAAUCUUCUAACGACGAAGGCGACGGCCGUACCGACGCCGGCAACGACGGCCACCGGCGUUCCCGUGAUGCAACAGCCCACUACGGUGUUCACCUUCCAAAGCGGUGACAAGCAGGUGCUCCUACAUGCAAAUCCGACCACUGUCAUGACGGCCAACACCCAGAAUAUCCACACCUUGGUCAACACCCCCAACGGUCCCAUCCUGACGACGGGAAUUCCGCUGGUCCUGGAUGCCCAAGAGAAUACCGGAAAGCUCCAAAUCAAUCGUUUACCGCAGCCCCAGUCGACGCAGUCCGUUCCAGCGGUACCCAAGGUCAAGGAAGUCAAACGGUCGGCCCACAAUGCCAUCGAACGUCGCUACCGGACUUCGAUCAACAGCUGCAUUGUAGAACUCAAAAACAUCGUCGUCGGAGUCGAUGCCAAGCUGAACAAAUCGGCCAUCCUCCGAAAGGCUAUUGACCACAUUCGGCACCUGCAGAAGCAGAACAACCACCUCAAGCAGGAGAACAUGUACCUUAAGAUGAAGAUGACCAACCGGAAGCAGUCGCUCAAGGAUCUUCUGGUGACCAACGUGCAGGACGACAUGGUCCCGGUGAUCGGUCCCAUCACUCCGCCAAGAAGCGACGAGUCCAACCCGUCGCUGUCGCCGUCGCACAACUCGGACAAUUCGAUGCCACCGUCACCGUUCGGAACAUCUUCGUCCGGAUCCGGAGCCAUGGAUGAUUGUCUCAACGACGACGAUCUGAUGACGAGCGUCCGGGGAAUGUCCGCCCACUCGCGACUCACCCUUUGCAUGUUCAUGCUGGCUGUCUUGGUUAUCAAUCCGUUCGGCAAUUUACUUUUCUCCGGAGGAGCUUCCGGAGGCGAUGAGGAACUCGAACCCGGAACAAGCCGUCGCAUACUCGCCGUUGACGAACGCUUCUUCUCCUGGCCCAGCUUCAUCUCUUCAACAGCGAUAUUUGCGAUAAACGUUGCCCUGCUUUUGUUCUGUCUGAUCAAGAUGCUCGUGUACGGUGAUCCGAUUCUUCCGUCGCGCUCCAAGGCGUUCACCGAGUACUGGAAGCACAAGAAGCAAUCCGAUUUGGACUUUCAACGUGGCAACGCGGCGGCAUCUUUGCAGGAAGCGAAACGUUGUUUGACGCCGUUCGGAGUCACGAUACCAAAUAGUCGCUUGGAAACGAUUACAACAACCAGCUGGCAGUUUGUCCGAAUGUUCCUUCAUCGGAUCUACAUCGGACGGUGGUUUUCUCGUCGCACCGGAGGUUUGUUCAAGCCGGAGUCCCAACGCAUGGACGCGCUGAACUCGGCCAAAGAGCUGGCUCUGCUCUUCCAUCGUUUGAAUCAGCUGUACCUGGUGUCGAAUCAACCGGAAGCGAACGGCUUGAUGAUGUCUCUGUACGCCGUCAAUAUGGCUGAGGUUGCCUCGGCCGUUAUGACCCCGGAGGACAUCAUCGAGAUCUAUAUCACGGCCGCACUGCGCGUCAAGAAGAGCUAUCCCCGUUUUAUGCAGUACUUCUGUCGCUACUACCUGGCCAAGGCCAAGCAGGUCUGCAACAAUUGCGAUCAGAUUCCGGCCAAAUUCGCCUGGGCCUUUACCUCGUACGGUUUCCGGUUUCUAACGACCCAUGCCGUCCGUUUUGAGGACACGUCUGAUUCCAUGUUUACCAUGCUUGGAAAUAAGGCCGAUCCGUUGGAAUACAUGAUGCGUGACUACCGUGAAAACCUGCUUCAAAAAUCGAUCCAAUGCCUGGUCGGUUCUGGUCAGAUCAGUCGGAAGCACGUCAACGCAGCCUUCGCUCAGCAGUCGGCAUCGGCACAAGCUCUGAUCGCCGAGGCGCAUGCUUUAGCCAAGGACACCAUUAAGGACGACCAAUCGGACAAUGGAAAACCAUCGGCGCCGGCUUCUUACCCGUACUCCGGGUGCCAGAUUAGCAACGUGCUGCACUUUACCCAGCUGCUGAAGGACAGUCUGAGCGUCGAGAAUCAACCAGUUACGUUCGAUCGUUGUCUGCUAAGUGGAAACUGCUGCCAGGAUCGGUUGGCCCACUGGUGGUCCAGUCUGCUGAGCAUCGCCGCCUAUUGGUUGCUCGGAGAGGAUUCCGAAGCCGAGCGGCUGUAUCUGCACAUCGAGAACCUUCCGCUGGAGCUGGCCAAGGGAGAGGACACCCUACCGAAGGCACUGUUUGUCGCUUUCCAGGCCAAGCGAGCUCUACUGAACAAACCCCACUACAACUCGGUCCACGUUUUCCAAAUCUGCAACGCCGGCAGUCAGUACCUGGAGGAUAGUUUGACGACUAACAUGUGCAAGAGACCGAUGAAACUCAAGAUGCUGGCCCAACUCCUAGCCUGCGACUGGCUGCUAGAAGCUCGUACUGCUCUCUGGGAGGCGGACAACGAAAAGUUCCAGAGUCAAAACGGCGAAUAUGUCCCAGUGUCGGGUGCGGUGCUGUCUAAGUUCCAAAAAGACUUGAACUCGUUGCGCGUUGUCACCAAUGAAAUUCCGAACGCCCAAUCGCGAGUGUUCCUGUACGAAGCCGUGUGCCGUCUGAUGGCCGGAGCUGCCCCCGGUCCGACCCAGCAGCUACUCGGACACAGCCUGCGACAGCGCUACUCCCGGGCGUCGAUCAUCUGCAGUGGCAAGGAUCGCAGCUCGCAGCUGGUCGGCGGCCGGGAACGGGCUGCAGCACUGUACGUUGCGUGUAAGCACCUGCCGGCACCGUGUCUGUCGUCACCCGGCGAGCGAGCCAGUAUGCUCCAGGAAGCGGCCAAAACACUGGAGAAGAUCGGUGACAAGAAGCGCCUGCAGGAGUGCUAUCAGCUCAUGCGUUCGCUCGGCAGCGGAACGGUGACCAACUGAAGAGCAGAUGGCAGCACCCACGAAUGGGACGACUAUUUAUAACUUAUUGACUGUUUUAGUUGUUUAGCUUUUUUGUUUUAGAUUAAGUGCUGGGAAAUUCUCAUCGAAUUACACUGUACAUAAAUAAUUUAGCUUUACGAACAAAGUAUCACCCUGAUAGGUUUAAGAAAUAGAAUCUAAAAGCAUUUCACUGAUGAUGAUAAAUUUCAAUAAAUGACUAACGUUAUUGAACAA